GCAUUUAUUUUGCACGUCUGCAACGCAAUCCCCCAAGAAUAAAAACACAAACGCCCAUUUAUUAAUAUUUGCGGUAAGAAAAGCGAAAAGUAAUUCCGGAUUAAUCAAAUGGGAAGAAAGCGUUUAGGAGGAUACAUGACACAGAAUGGACACUUGAAUGACAUUCUUUAAAUCCGCACUCUUCAUGUUCUUCAAACCGACUAAUGCCUAGUGUGAUGACGAUCACAAAAUCCGUCGUUGCUCAUUUUUCUGACAGUGGAGAUGUCGAAUUUCAAAUUCAAGAGACUGAGCUACCUCAAGUCGGCCCAAACUGGGUGAUAAUUCAGGUCCGAGCGUGCGCCUUGAUUGCCGCAGAGGACGAGAAGGCCCAGCGAGGUCUCCUCAACAGCCCCAUCUCUUCUGCCUCGGGUGACUCGCUAGUCCACAUUGGCCAAGAAAUCGCCGGUGUCGUCAAAGCUGUCGGAGAAGAAGUUUGCAGCCUCCAGAUUGGCGAUAGGGUUGUGGGAAUUGUUCCUUUGGACUACAACCAAUCUGGCUGUUCAAAUUAUGUCAUGCUGCAGGAGUUUGACGUUGUUCCUAUCCCUGAUGGCGUUUCUUACUCCGAAUCAGCUGCAACAAUCGGAGACGCGGUCAAAGUUUACACAGCGCUCCACUAUCUCGGAAAACUGAACACAGGGGACACUGUUUUGGUUAUCGGAGGUGCCAUCUCGCUGAUGAGUAUUUUUGUCCAACUCACCCACCACUGGAGUGCACGGACAAUUGCCGCUGUCACUUCUUUGGAAGCAAAAGCACGCAUAAAUGGCCUGAAUCUCAGCUCAGUUCUCGUAAUUGAUGCGUCUGAGCCCAAAGGACUGAAAUCAAGGGUAAUGCUGGAGACUGGAGAUCUAGGUGCAGAUAUCAUUGUUAGUCAACUGUCCUGCCAUCAAGAAAACAUUCCGAGCCUGCAUGAAAUUAUUUCUUGUCUAUCAGUUGGAGGGAGAUUGAUCACUUCGAAUCCUCAAACACAACUUGACCCUCCUCAGUCGAGACAGCUACUGUUGCGAUGUGCCAGUGUUGGAUAUUUGUUCGAGCAAGCGUGGACCUUGUCUUCGGCUCAGCAGGGUAGAUAUCAGCACAUUUUGAUGGAUAUCAUGGAGAAAGUGGCCACAAAGACUUUAAAACCACUCAUCCACACGACCAUAACCAAGCUGGAAGAAGUCUGUACUACUUUAAAGGAUCUGCAGCCAAACUCAGUAAAAGUAAAUGAAAGUUGGAUGUUGUACGAGGACUGCUCUCGGUGUUGAUGUGGUCGACCGAGG
Messenger RNA from Neocloeon triangulifer, 1298 nucleotides. Its product is annotated as quinone oxidoreductase-like protein 1. NCBI's taxonomy places the organism in Eukaryota, Metazoa, Arthropoda, Insecta, Ephemeroptera, Baetidae. The transcript has 10 exons. Gene Ontology annotation, molecular function: oxidoreductase activity. Bases 204 to 1283 code for a protein of 359 amino acids. The record is from RefSeq and is a predicted model, not a curated record.